Messenger RNA from Aspergillus campestris IBT 28561, 3033 nucleotides. RefSeq names its product tetratricopeptide repeat domain protein. The record is from RefSeq and is a predicted model, not a curated record. Gene Ontology annotation, molecular function: protein binding. The transcript has a single exon. Lineage: Eukaryota; Fungi; Ascomycota; Eurotiomycetes; Eurotiales; Aspergillaceae. Bases 83 to 2998 code for a protein of 971 amino acids.
CUCCAAUCUCCCGGGAAUCCAUUCUCUACUUCUCAAUUGCCGCUAUCUAGAGGAUGAUCCUGUCGUGAACGGUUGAUUGAAAAUGGCAGAAGGCUCCACGGCGUACCCCGCCUCAUUAAAUUCCUUGUUCGAUACGGAGUCACCCCUCCACGACGUGUAUGAACCCGUCCGAUUAGUCGACGGAGACAUAGUCCCCAUCUUGCAGCUGCCUCUGGCACAAUCCAUCUUUGGUCAGAAUGCAGACGACAGCGCUCUGAGCCGUGUCUCGAAUGGGGAAAUCACCUACACCACGUUCUUGGCGGAGCGGACCAAGGCCGUUGCCCAAGAGACCCAGGAUGGCUUGACCCCCGAGCAACAGCGCUCGCAGCUGCUUCACAUCGGACUGGCUGCGCUCUUUGGCUUCCUACAGUCGAACGUCACGGGGCCGCCGUUGGCCUUCAGCCCUGCCGACGUUGUCAUCCCUGCUGCACUGCGACCCAGCCCCGCAGUUCUUAAGUCGGUCCGCGAUGCCAUGAUCCGUGGCCUCUCGGUCGACGGUGAGGCAGCGUACAAGCUGACGCCGAAUGUGGAGCUCUUUGCCGUGGCCAAGGCGAUCUUGGUCGAUGCGGGCCUGUCGCUCGCCGACGCGCCCCUGGUGGCUAGGACCGCGAGAAUGCGCGUGAACUUCCUGCACCAGAAGAUGCUCUCGGAAGUCACCGGCGCUCUUCAAGAUGCCAUCUAUGGUGAUCUGGAGGAGUUGAGCAAGUUCGUGCUGAGCGAUAAGUCGACUGCGCAAGACAAGGGCAGAUUCUUGGUCGAGAGAGCCACGAUUCACACUCAUCAUGGCUACGACGCCAAGGCCCGGCAAGAUCUCGAGAAGGCUGCCGACGUGCGGAAGUUCGAGUUUGCUCUGACCGGCAAGAUGGGAAAGAGGACCAAGUUCCAAGACCGCGAUAUCAGUCAGCUGGUGAUCUUGGCCAAGACCAACGAGGAGAUCUCAAGUAGUGGCCAGGGUGAAUCGCAGCCCUCGGCUCCCAAGAAGCUGGACCUUAAUGAUGAUACCCUGUUGGAAUCCAUCUCUUUUACCAAGGACGAAGGCCAAGAAUCCCAGGGCAAGCCAGUGACGGUCCAGGACGAGUCCACCCUGCCGCCGGCAUUGGCGUCUCUUGAUCCCGGAGACCAGCCCCGGCUGGACCCUGUGGAUUCCGUCAUUCUGCUUGCCCUCGCCUCGGCCAUCACCAACACGGCCCCCGAAAAUGGCCUGACGCGAGAGGAGACCCACCCCUAUGCUUCGCGUGUCCUCGAAGGCGGCAGCUCAAACUGGCAGAUUUACACCCAGGCGCUGCUGCUACGAAGCCGCAUCGAAGGCUACAAGGCCCGGACAGUGGAGCGAGCGGUUCUGCAGAUGCAAGCGCUUGUGGACCAAGUCAUUGCGGACACGGCAAGCCUCGACGCAAACGCGGGCGACUCGACGCAAGAGCCCACGACAUUCCUGCCCCGGCCCGAGAAAUCCGAGUCCGCCUCGGCCGCCGAGCGACUGGAGUACAUCUGGAUCCUCAACUUCUCGACCCGGUGGGACCUGGAAGCGGAACUCGCCACGAGAUGGGUCAACCUCGGUGGCUUGCGUACUGCCCUUGAUAUCUACGAACGGCUGCAGAUGUGGGCGGAAGCCGCGCUGUGCUACGCCGCCACGGAGAGAGAAGAAACAGCCAGACUCAUGGUCCGCAGACAGCUGUACGAGCGCACAAACAAGGACGCCGAAGACGAGAACGACAGCUUCGAGGGCCCCGAGCUGUCCCCUCUCCCGGCCAACGCCCCGCGCCUGUUCUGCAUCCUGGGCGACAUCAACUCCGACCCGAAGAUGUACGAUCGUGCCUGGGAAGUGUCGGGUAACAGAUACGCCCGCGCGCAACGCUCCCUCGCGCGCCACUUCCUCACGCUGAAGCCCCCCGCCCUGGAAAAGGCCGAGGAAGCCUACCACAAGAGUCUCGACAUCAACCGCCUCAACCACGGCGCCUGGUUCGCCCUCGGCUGCGUGCAACUCGAGCUCAGCCACUGGGACGACGCCAUCGAAUCCUUCACCCGCACCGUCCAACUCGAAGACAACGACGCCCAAGCCUGGAGCAAUCUCGCGGCCGCCAUCCUCCGCUCGCCCAAGCCCUCGGAGACAGCCACCAACCCAGUCGACCUCGAAGACCAACCAUCCGACGACGACAACGAUGACGAGAACGCGCCGAAAAAAGCAGCCCCCCAAGACCCCUACAAGCGCCAGCGCGAAGCCCUCACAGCACUCCACCGCGCGGCCCACCUCAAACACACCGACGCCCGCAUCUGGGACAACGUCCUCACAGUCGCCGCAGCAAUCCCACCCCCCUACACGCCCUUCCGAGACGUGGUCACCGCGCAACGCCGCCUCGUCGAACUCCUGGGUCCCAAAAAGGGCGAAGCAGCCGUCGACGCACCCAUCCUGAGCAUGCUCGUCGACCACCUCGUAACAGCCAACGAGUACGAGCAGCUGCUCAUCAAAGUCGACGCCAACGACAACAACUCCGAAUACGUCAUCCGCAGCGGCACUAUCGCUGGCCAGAUCCUCUCUCUCAUCGACGACGGCAUCGUCCCGCUCAUCACUCACUCCGCCCCGCUGUGGCUACUCGUCGCAGAGGUCGAAGCCUGGCGCCAGCGGCCGUCGAAGGCUCUUGAGGCUUACGAGAAGUCCUGGCGCGCGACCGUUGCAUCGGCCACGCAGGGCGCGUUCCAGAUGGGCGAUGAGAAGCGCUGGAUGGAUGUUGUGCGCGCAACGGAGCGGCUUGUGCGCAGUGGGUAUGCGAAGUAUGGGCCUAUGGAUAGGGAGGGGUCUGUCCCUGCUGAGGGGGAGGAGGCCGAGAUGGUCGCGAAGGAUUGGAGGUUCAAGGCGCGGAGUGCAGUGAGGGGGAUUUUGGGCAAGGGCAAGGAGUUCUGGGAGGAUAGUGAUGGGUGGGCGAGGUUGAAGGAGUUGCAGAGUGAGGUGGGGAGUACUUGAUACAUACAUAGUUUGCUUGAUUCGUUACUAGAUAU